CUACGAUUACCAAACCGUUCAGCUGUCUGCUCUCUAUCGUGUCCUCUGAAUAGUCGUGAAUCAGCUGAGUGAGGCUCUAAGUAAUGCUCUGAACAUUGUACAUAAUUGGUUUCGUGCGACCAAUACUAUAGUGAUUUUGUGCAAAAAAGAACAGAAUCAUCUAGAUCUUUUAAGACCUUUAGGAACUUUAGAACACGAACGUUCAAGUUGUAACAACGUGUCCCGUCGGUACGCAAUCGGUAAAUACAUGGGAUGCCAGAAUGUCGAAUUUAAGCAAGGUCGGGUACUAAUAUUAGUUUUUCCUAGCAACUAGGAAUGACCCCCAGAAGGAUUUUUAAUUGUGUUCCACUAUAAGUUUUUCGGUAAUUAAUGAAAACGUACUCAGUGAAAAAUCGUCUGAAAUAGUGCAAUAUAAGUUUUGUGAAUGCGAAAACAUUCUAAAUCCUAAUCACGAUGUUAAAGCUCACUGUGAAAAUGUAACCUAAGAAAAGUAAGAAGAAAACAAACAAAUUUGAUAAAAGCAAGUCACAAGCGAAAUAGAUUAAAGGAUCCAAAGAUGGGCGUUCAAGGCCGUGUCAUAAUUCUACGAGAUGAAGAGGGACGUGAAUAUACCACACAACAGGUGGUAACGGCGUCGUCAGUUGUCUCCGAUAUGAUAACGGCCUCGAUUGCCGCAACAGGUGCUACGAUCGUGGUCCACCCCGUGGAUAUGGCAAAGAUACGUAUUCAAAUGCAGGGCGAGUUAAUGCGACAUGGUGAAUACAAGGUUCACUACAGAAAUGUGCCCCACGCAAUUUAUCAGAUAAUGAAGCAUGAUGGUUUACUUCGUAUAUACCGCGGAAUUAUACCGGCUACAUUCUACCAAAUUAUAUCGCAAGGAUUUCGACUGGGAUUAUUCCAGUCGAUCGAGGAUUUAGGUCUGACCAUGGACUCAAAUUUGGAACAUUCAAUAAUAAAGAGUGCAAUAUCGGGAGCCUUUUGUGGAGCAAUCAGCGCCUUUAUCGCAUCGCCAUUUUUUAUGGUGAAGAAUUACCAGAUGAUUCGAAGUGGCAGCCAGAUUCGCGUUGCUCAUCAGCGACAGUAUACGAGCAUGCUACAUGCAUUCUAUGACAUCUAUCGAAGUUACCGUCUAAGCACAGGUCUCUGGAGAGCUACUGGAUCAAAUGUUCUUCGCGUUGGAGUGGGGUCAUCAGUUCAACUCUCUUCUUUCGUUGGAAUUAAGAAUGUGCUCAAUCUCUCCGUUGAUUACAAUGAAAGAUUUCUGGUAUUCAACACAAUAAUGGCUGCGCUAGCCUCAGGCGUACUCGUGUCUCCAAUUAUCGCUUCGCUCGAUCUUAUUCGAGUUAGAAUGUACAUUCAGCCAGUUGAUAGCAACGGACGAGGACUUCUGUACAAAAACGUGUGGGACUGUUUCCGGCGUAUCAAGGCCCGCGAAGGCCUACUUGCCUUCUGGAAAGGCAGCACAGGAGCUUUCUUCUAUGUGAUGAUCACAUCAUCGAUAACACUUGUGUCAUGGGACGAAAUGAGGCACGUACGCAACGCACGCCUUAAUUCAAGGGACUACAUUAUUGAUUUUGGGUACCAAUAGAAGAAAAUUAGGCUGCAGUUAAAUAGUUAUAAUCCAAUUUCAUUCUAUCAAAAAUGGUUAACCGGAAGACGUGGCUUUUAAAUUCCUAUGCAUGUGGUACAAAUAUUGUACAUAUAUAUAACACAGCAACUUGAAGUACAUUUGAAAGGAAGUUGUAUUAUGAUCAUCAACUUAUCUACGAUAUUUUUAAACAAUGAAAGUCACAUUCACUCAGUUUAUGGCAAAGUGAGACGUGAAGCACGAACGAACGAAAAACAUGCCACAUGUAAGUACCAUGUAUUGGACACAAAUAUACCGUCGACGAUUGUUACACAUUCUUGUCUAUCGUUUUGAUGUUUUCCUAAAUGAUUAAAUGUCUGAUAUUCUAUUUGGCUAUUAUAUCCUACUUAUCAGGAAACUUCUAAUCUCUGAGGUGAUGCAGACAGAAAUUAUCAUUUGUUUCAUUUUAAAUUCAAAAAAAUUUAAGUUACUUAUUUUUAUUAGUAAUAGUCAGAAACUUUAUAUAUAGAGAUCAACAGCACAAUAUGCCAAUAUCAAAUAGAGUAUAUAGAAACAUUUAAAAAAUCGCGUCAUAUGGCUUAUACGAGUCUUGUGGAGUCUAUUACACUAAUUUAAGAAAUUUUUAGAGGUAUCGCAAAGAUGGUAGAAGGUGAAAACGAGCUACUGAUAUCUUGUCCAGCAACUGGAGCAUCUAAUUAUGUCGUCAGGCUUGUGGAAAUCUGGUUCUGUGAAGGGUCUACCAUAGAAGCCACGAAGCUAAACGAGUGACGACAUGUCCAUUUAAUCGAUUCAUCUCGCUUCACACGCUGUUCUCCAUUGUAUCCGAAACAAAAGAAAUGUUUGUUCCGGAUCUUUAUGUGUACUUCCAGUGCUAUAUUUUAUCCUACAGUGGAGAGCCUUGCAUAGUUCAGUCGUGCAGGUCUCACCGUUAUAGAAUCUCCCAAAUGACGCGUAUCCCAUACAUUGCGAGCAGAACUAGCUUGCGGUCGAACAAAUUGGAGCGGUUGUGAGGGACAAGCGAUUUGAUCGUUUAUGUGGCCAACAUCGCCUUCCUGCAUCUUUCGGUUAGGUGCGCAAUGAGACUACCGUUCGCGGAGAAGAACAACCCCGAAUACAGGAAUUAAUUCACAAAGGAAAAAGGGAAUUUGGCGGGGUGCAAGGCGCUGUCGCGUCUCCUCUUCUAAACAUCGCCCCCUUCCUUGUUAGGUUUACGGUCAGCCGCAAUUCUGUAACAGCCGCAUAAAACCAAGCCAAAGCUUGCUUAAUUAAAGCCGUCUCAGGCCAAAAAAUUACUUUAUACACACUUGGAAUCACACAUGUUAUGUGUGAUUAAAGAGAAUACUGGAUAAUAUGAGUAACUCUUAAAAUGACUGCAGUAUAUAUUUAUAAAGUAACGGGUAAAUGAAUUUUGUUAGAGCUCAGGCGUGUUAUCAUUAAGAAGAGUUCAAGUUUGGUCUACGUAAGCGCGCUAAGCCUUAGAGACUUUUAUAAGCCUACUAAUCUUAGACACAUAUAGGGUAAUCUAGACUCGAAACUGCGCGUAUCUAUGAUAGCACAGUGGUACCGUAUUUGACUAUCAGGGAUAUGCAGCGGCCUAAGCCGGACACAGAAACUGUACAUUUUCUGGAAAAACGAGCCGCGUGAAGCAAUGCUUAACGGCAGGACGAGACAUAAAGUUCCAAACACUAACUUUUAAGAUUCGAAUAUAAUAGCUCGGUUUAUACAGUUUGCUUAGGUAAGAUUUUGUAGCAAUACCAGAUAAUAAAGCUGCAGUACAAAGAACAGCAAAAAGAAACUCAUGGAAAGUCUUGGAAACUUUUAUACCUUUCAAUAGUAUUUCUUAGGUGCACCUGAUGUUUUCAUAAAAAAAUCUCUUUUACCCUCUUAUUAUACAACUUCCGUCUUUCCUGAUUUACUUGAGUGUAACGAACGGAUCGAUCCGUGAUACACUAUAAGUUCGGCAUUGCUUCCUUGUUCGUCAAGUGUCUAGGUUUUUAAAAUGAAAAAGCAAAGAGAAAACAUUAUUACACGGUAGUACCUUUUUUCUUUGAAUAUAGGUCGAGAAAAUCUCGUACAUACCUCCUCUGUUACUUCGUGGAUAUCUUCACUUCAUCAUAUAUUUCGGGCGGUGCAAAAUCCUAAUGACAAGUGAAGAGAGCACAGCUCGCGCCGCACAGUCCGCUGUAUGUGGUACUAGGUCAUCUCAAAGUAGCUUUUGACUCGGCGCCCAAAGAUCAUAUUAUGCUCUUUUUCGCCUAGGUAGGUUUUGUAAGGAACGUGCUUAAUCCCUUUAUAGUUAUACACAAAAAUAGUACAAUCAGCAGCGACAAACCCGUCGAACUUUAGCCCAUAUCACAGUCUGGAGUUGAAAGCCUGACCCGGGGACACGGCUUGAGGCCAUUAUCCGGCUGAAAACCUUAUCCUGCACCUCCCAGAUUAUAAAAAAGGGGUUCAAAUAAUUUAUGGAAACGGGUCUACGACGUGCGGGCCGGGGCUAGUAAUAAGUAAGGCCUACUGUAUUUGAAACUUUCUAGGAGCGGAUUCCGAAUGCAGUCUCAAAAUAGAGACCGACAAUAAACUGACCAAAACGGAGUUGAUGAGAUUUAGAAGGAGAGGCAGGAUCACGGUCACUGACACUUCGUACCUAGCUUGCUUACCCUUCGGUUAUCACGGAUACUUAUAUUUGAGGUUGCUUGUCUUCUUUAAUGGCUAACUUUCGAUGGUGCACGUCUUUGAAGGAUGCAGGAAAGCAGCGGCGGUUUUAUGGGCUAUCUAAUCGCUCUACCAUACACUGUCUCUUGUAAUUUCGAUUGCAGCGUAUGAGACACACAUCAUUUGGAAGAACUUUCUUGCUCAAAAUAACGUUAGGAUUGCGCACGAUGCGAAGUCCAAUUGAACACGGAUGUCAUCAUGUGAUUCAUGACUCGCUUUAUCGUUAUGGAUUCUGCUGACACUGAAUGCAGUUGUAAUAAAUAUCAUGCAAUCCCCUGACCUUAAGACGUUUGGCAAAGUGUUUCAAUUCAAGCUGAUAAAGUCAGUCCGUUUGGAAAAUUCAUAUGAUUUUUAUGUUUGUAUGACCUUACGCUAGUCUAUUGUUAACCUGUAUAUUUGACGUAUUUACUGCUACCAGUUAAUGAAAUAAAU
Messenger RNA from Varroa destructor (honeybee mite), 4732 nucleotides. RefSeq names its product solute carrier family 25 member 35-like. Lineage: Eukaryota; Metazoa; Arthropoda; Arachnida; Mesostigmata; Varroidae. The record is from RefSeq and is a predicted model, not a curated record.